ACUGGCUUCGGAGCACGAACAUAGAUUUCCUUCACCAAGCGCCUUAGAACGACAUGUUGCCUGCAACUUUCAAACUGUGCGCCGGUAUCUCCUACCGUCAUGCAAGAAACAUGACAGGGCUGAGGAAGACGGCCAUGGUUGCCAUUAACCAUGAGCUGAGCAGGCUGUCAGGCCCAGGGCCCAGCAGCUGGAUCAGCCAGGUCCGGAGGAGGAGCUCCCUACUGAGCAGCAGGAUCGAGGAGAAGGCCUUCAGCGAAACGGACAUGUCCUACAUCAAACAGGGGGAAGAGGCCCUCCAGAAGUCAAUCAGCAUCCUCAGUGACCAGGAUGGCUGGCAGACGGAGAUUGUGGCAGCCAAUGGAGACAAGGUGCUGAGCAAGGUGUUGCCAGACAUUGGGAAAGUGUUCAAACUGGAGGUCUUACUGGACCAGCGACCUGACAACCUGUACGGGGAGCUGGUGGAUAACAUGGAGCAGAUGGGCGAGUGGAACCCCAACGUGAAGCAGAUUAAGAUUCUGCAGAGGAUUGGCCAGGACACCAUGGUGACCCACGAGAUGGCGGCGGAGACCCCGGGGAAUGUGGUCGGGCCGCGGGACUUCGUGAGCGUGCGCUGCGCCAAGCGCAGGGGCUCCACCUGCUUCCUGGCGGGGAUGUCCACGCACUACGCCGGCAUGCCAGAACAGAAGGGCUUCGUCCGAGCAGAGAACGGGCCAACGUGCAUCGUUAUGCGACCCAGUACCGAAGACCCAGAUAAAACCAAAUUCACCUGGUUGCUCAGUAUAGACCUAAAGGGGUGGAUACCGAAGACCAUAAUCAACAGGGUGCUGUCCCAGACGCAGGUGGACUUUGCGCAGCACCUGAGGCAGAGGAUGGCAGCUGGCCACAGCAUGGAGGCAGCACAGGCUUGCUGAUGUCACAGCCCUGCCCCCCCUCCCCACCCCAAGAGGCACGUGCACACUGAGGACCACACCCUUCCCAGCAGCUACUGUCAACACUCCUGUCUACACCACACAGAAACAGACCCCUUCCACGCCGAGGCUCUGAUUCGCCGGUUCUGCCCGUUUCAGGAGAGCAGGGCGCUUCCGAAGUCUAUCAAACAAAACCAGAGCUACUUUCUGCAAUACUGCAACACAAA
Messenger RNA from Anguilla anguilla (European eel), 1135 nucleotides. It is a transcript of the gene star, whose product is annotated as steroidogenic acute regulatory protein. The transcript has 7 exons. The record is from RefSeq and is a predicted model, not a curated record. Gene Ontology annotation, cellular component: mitochondrial intermembrane space; mitochondrion. Gene Ontology annotation, biological process: intracellular cholesterol transport; steroid biosynthetic process; regulation of steroid biosynthetic process. Bases 54 to 911 code for a protein of 285 amino acids. Gene Ontology annotation, molecular function: cholesterol transfer activity; cholesterol binding. Lineage: Eukaryota; Metazoa; Chordata; Actinopteri; Anguilliformes; Anguillidae.